AUGGGUUUAUUUGGCAGUAGCAAUGGCACCAGUGCCUCUCGAAAACAGCCGGCUGCUCAGCAACCAAAUGCCGCUGAUAUCGCUCCUUGGAUGAAUACGUCCCCGGACGAUGAUGACGACGAGAUAGCGCCAUGGGAGCGCGACCCGCAAGCACACCUCGCAGGCAACCGGCCGGUCAAUCAGUCACAUCCCAACGAUCCUGUUGGCCGUGACAUGCAGGGCUUAGAGCCUGCGAGGACGAACCUGUCAGAAUACUUUGAUUAUGCGGGAGGAGAUGCCCGUCGGCCAUCCACAGCAAGUGCCAUGACCGUCAGUAGUGUGGGCUCGCGUGGCAGCUUUUCCAAUGGACGAUACCAUAAGAGCUUGAAAGGGUUCUUCGGAGACGACCCGUCAGACUCACGUAAAGGAUCAACGGGAAAUCUGCAGGAGCCAGGGUCUUCGUCAGAGAAAUCGGCCGCGCGGAGCAAUUCUAUACAGACGCAGAAUAAUGUCGAGGACCGACCUAAGACUCCGGGACCACCUCCUUCCAGUGACGUGACGCCUUGGGCUUACCAAAAUUUCGAAGACGUUUCCAAUUUUGGGUCGGCGCCCAUACGGCAGGAGCAACGUGCAGAGACUCUCGCGCCUGGGAGUUCGACACUGUCAUCUGGUCGACGGGGGCUCCUUCACCGGCAUACGAGAAGUAAAGAAGACCCUCCCAAAGGCCCAACACCUCCUUCCUCUGUCCCUGUCAGACCUGCCACCAGUCGAGAGAACUCAUCCGGUAAUUUGAGCUACUUCCGCAGCACGCCUCAGACCAGUACACCCAUGAGCUCCUCGACAGCACUGACGCGCAACGCGAGCCCGGCCCCUAUGUCUCGCAAAGAGGCGUCCUCACAUCCAGAAAAGAGGUCAAUUUUCUCGAAACUCAAGCCGCGCCACAAAGAGAAACAGGCGCCCCCACCAGAGCCGGCUCGCACGACCGCUGAGCCCACAAGAAUACCGGAAGAACAGAACAGGUUGAGAGCACUGUCAACAAAACCAUCAAUUUCCGACAUUGCCGACAACAAGAGAGGUCGAGAAACGAGCAUUGCAUCAGUGGACAGCGCUUCUACGAUUAAAGCGUCUGAUCCUUCUCCCAAGCUUGAUCGCUCGUACACAGGCUCAUCGAAAUCUAGCAGGUUCACACGUCAUGGCCGACAUCGAGUACCUAGCCUACCAAGCGAGACGCCCGAGAAGACGCGAUCACCAAAUCAACAGGCACCAACGCAAGCGGGCGUGUUUAGUCUAGACACCAACUUCGAUGACAUGUCAGAUAUCAUCUCCAGACCGCAACAGCCGAGGACGCCCGGCGAGACUGGGGUAUGGAUGGGCAAGGCUGCCGCCACGCCGGCUGCCGAGAUAUCUGCUCCAGUAUGGGAUGCGCCUGACAGUUGGGCGGUCAAAGGACAAGAGGACGAAGUCCUAGACAAUUUACCGGAGGCCAACGAAGACGGUCUUCCAGCCAUACAGGAAGAAGACGGCGUGUCCUACUUUAUGCGCGUUUUCAGGUCAGAUGGUACAUUUGCAACUCUGUCCAUGUCCAUCAAUGCCACUGUUGGGGAGGUAUUGGCAUCUCUGGUAAAGAAGUCCGUGCUUCACGAUUCGGUAGACAACUAUCAUCUGUUGAUGCGCAAGCACCAGCUGUCCAGGCAGCUGGGUGUUGCGGAGCGACCCGUGGCAAUGCAGAAAAAGCUUCUGCAGCUUGCAGGCUACACAGAACGAGAUCGUAUGGAGGACGUGGGACGAGAAGACAACAGCUACCUCAUACGGUUUACGUUCACCCACGAAAAGCAAACAGGUUUCGGAAGUGGUCUUGACAAUGAUCCUACAUUCAGCAAGAUGCAAAAGUUCAGCCAUGUUGACCUCCAAGCAAAGUCCUUGGUAACCAUUCCCAUCAUCCUCUAUACCAAAGCUGCCGAGAUCAUCUCUAUCAACUUAUCCCGCAACCUGGCUUUGAAAGUGCCGAAGGAUUUUAUCACGGCAUGUAUCAAUCUGCGGGAAAUCAAGUUCACCGGCAACGAGGCCUGGAGGCUUCCCCCAAGUUUGGCAUGGGCAAGCCGUUUGACUGUGCUUGAUGUUUCUAACAAUCGGCUGGAACAAAUAGACCACGCUGAAUUGCAUAGGCUGAUGGCACUUGUGAGCCUCAAGCUCGCAAACAACCGACUGUCUCAAUUACCGCAUUCUUUCGCUCACUUCCGCCAGCUUCGCAGUCUCAACCUGUCCUCCAACAACUUCACCUACUUCCCAGAGCAUAUCUGCAACCUCAAAUCCUUGGUUGACCUUGACAUAAGCUUCAAUAAGCUCUCGUCCUUGCCUGGAAUCUCUCGCCUGACGACCCUGGAGCGUUUGUGGGUAACAAACAACGACUUGAAAGGCGGUUUCAAAGAAAGCUUUGCAGGCUUGGUCAACCUCAAAGAGAUUGAUGCGCGAUUCAACGGCAUCACCAGUAUUGAUAAUCUUACGAAACUUCCUAAUCUUGAGCAACUCUUGGUUGGGCACAACAACAUUACGACGUUCAAAGGCUCAUUUCCUAAGCUUCGUGUACUGGUUCUUGAUCAUUGCCCAGUCACUUCAUUUGAACUCGACCAACCAGUCCUGACGUUGACGAGCCUUAAUAUUGCUUCGGCCAAACUUGUUGAGUUCAAGGAGAUCAUGUUUAAUUUCAUGCCAAACCUGCAAAAACUGAACCUGGACAAGAAUCAUCUCUCGACCAUGUCACCACAAAUCGGACGGUUAUCCAAACUGGAAUUUCUAAGCAUGGCCAAAAAUCCCUUGAACGUUGUCCCGCCAUCCAUUGGAAGCCUCUUGGAACUCAAGUUCUUGAACCUCAGAGAGUGCAACGUGAAGAGCUUACCAGCCGAGAUCUGGUACUGCCGAAGAUUGGAAACACUCAACGUUUCCUCUAAUGUUCUGGAAACGUUCCCUAAGCAGAAUGCCGGCCCGCCUCCAAACGAUCCUAGCCAGACUUCAGCCACGACCCCAGGUUUGUCCAACUCGCCAAGCUUUGAAGACUUGGGCAAACUUGAAGACUUCCAAGCUCGACGUCCUAGUCAAGCUUCAGCGGGGAUGAUGAGCAUUGGAAGUUCACCGGGUAGUAUGCGGAAAAAUUCGGUUGCUUCAAUCCAACCCUACCGAAAACAGUCUACAAUAUCAAGGACGAAUACAGAGUACUCUAUGAGCACCGCAACACGGAAGGAUUCCAAUCUGUCGCAAGCACGACUUCAGAACACAUUUGCUGGGUCACUUCGAUAUCUGUACCUUGCUGACAAUCGAAUUGAAGACGAUGUGUUCCGUGAGCUAGCGCUCCUGCCAGAACUCCGGGUCCUCAACUUAUCCUACAACGAGCUGGACGAUUUCCCUCAAGGCGUCCUACGGCGUUGGCCACAAUUAAGUGAGCUCUAUGUCUCUGGUAAUCAGCUCACCUCCCUGCCAUCGGAUGACUUGGAGGAAAGCAGUAACCUCAGGGUGCUACAUCUGAAUGCAAAUCGUUUUCAGGUGCUGCCUGCUGAGCUUUGCAAUGUCCACAAAUUGUCCACACUGGAUGUUGGGAGCAACUCACUUAAAUACAAUGUCUCAAACUGGCCAUAUGACUGGAAUUGGAAUCGAAACACAAACCUCAAAUAUCUCAAUUUCUCUGCCAACAAACGUUUGGAGAUCAAGCCUGCCGCCCAUCAAAACCAGACACAAUUCAAUGCGAUGAAUCGCACUAACGAUGCAACUGAUCUCACGAGUUUCAACACAUUAAAAUACCUUCGGAUCUUGGGUCUCAUGGACGUGACAUUGCUGACGAACACAAUACCGGACGACAAUGAAGAUCGUCGUGUGCGAACAUCUGCCUCGUUGGUAGGAACAUUGCUGUAUGGUAUGGCAGACACGUUGGGUAAGAACGAACAUCUGUCGAUACUGGAUCUUCUCAAACCGAAUUUCAGAGGCCAUGAUGGCGAGAUCCUAAUAGGGAUGUUUGAUGGUCAAACUAUGUCGAGUAGUGGCUCCAGGGUUGCAAAAUACCUGCACGAGAACUUCUCUGCUGUCUUUUAUGAGGAGUGCAAGAAGGCCGAAGCAGGGAACGACACGCCUAUCGACGCGCUUAGAAGGACUUUCCUGGCAAUUAACAAAGACAUGGCGAAUUUUGCUAGCAGCGGCUAUGACACCAAAGAACACAGAAUGAUCAAUGGACACCGAGGCUCCUCGGUAGCCAACACUCUUGGGCCGGAUGACUUGAACUCGGGCGCUGUUGCUGCGGUCUUGUACAUUGUUGGUCAAGAACUACAUGUGGCCAACGUCGGUGACCUUGAGGCGAUAUUGAUCCAGUCCAACGGUCAACACCGUCAGCUCACAAGAAAACACGACCCAGCAGAACCGAGUGAGCGUGAAAGAAUCCGCGAAGCGGGUGGGUAUGUCUCGCGCCAGGGUAAAUUGAAUGAGGUUCUGGAGGUUAGUCGGGCGUUUGGCUAUUACAAUCACAUGCCAUCGAUCAUCGCUGCGCCUCACACUUUCACCUGCGUAGUGAACGACUCUGAUGAGCUGAUUGUGAUGGCAAGCAAGGAGUUCUGGGACUAUGUCACAGUGGAUGUGGCGGUCGAUGCAGCCCGUGCCGAGAAGAACGAUUUGAUGCUUGCGGCACAGAAGUUGAGAGACCUUGCAAUGGCCUUCGGCGCCCGGGACAAGAUCAUGGUGAUGGUUCUAGGUAUCUCCGAGCUAAGAAAGAGAAGCAAUCAUCGGUUCCGUGGCACAAGCCUUAGUAUGGCAAAGGAGCUUAGGCUUGAUGAAGGGGCCAUAUUCCCCAGCUCACGCAAGGCUCGACGGAAAGGUGAGACUCUUGUCGGUGAUUCUCGACUCGCCAGACUCGAAGAACCGGAAGCUCCCGUUGGAGAAGUGGCAAUUGUUUUCACAGAUAUCAAGAACUCGACCGCAUUGUGGGAGAUUCUGCCUGUUCCCAUGAGAUCCGCAAUCAUGAUGCACAACGAGCUUAUGCGACGACAACUUCGGAUCAUUGGCGGUUACGAAGUGAAAACCGAAGGUGACGCUUUCAUGGUGUCCUUCCCAACCGUCACGUCGGCACUGCUCUGGUGUUUCAGCUGUCAAAGCCAUCUUUUGGAGUUGCCUUGGCCGCAAGAGAUUCUGGAAACGGUUCAUUGCCAGGAGAAGUUCGAUGCCGACCAGAAUCUCAUCUAUCGCGGACUUUCAGUGCGGAUGGGUAUUCAUUGGGGCCAACCAGUGUGCGACCUCGACCCGAUUACGCGAAGAAUGGAUUAUUUCGGACCCAUGGUGAACAAGGCUGCCCGGGUAUCUGCAGUGGCAGAUGGUGGACAGAUCGCCGUCAGCAGCGACUUCAUUGCAGAGGUCCAGAGGACUCUCGAAACGUGUGCGGAGGACGACCGACGCGACUCUGCGGGCUCCGACGAGACUGUGAACGAUGAUCCACUAUUCUCUCAGAUUCGUCGGGAGCUUCGUCAGUUGAGCAGUCAGGGGUUUGAGGUCAAAGACCUCGGAGAGACCAAGUUAAAAGGUCUUGAAAAUCCUGAGUACUUGUACUUGAUGUACCCGCACUCUUUGGCGGGUCGACUAUCGGUUCCUCCCGGCGCCGACACAAAGGUUCAAUUGGGUACCACUGCUCCGGCGGCAAGCGAGGACAAAACACAACCUGGAACGUUGAGCAAAGACAGUCAACUGAAAGAUCUGCAGCUCGAUCAAGUUUGGAUACUUUGGGAUGUUGCUCUGAGGUUGGAGAUGCUGUGCAGUUGUCUCGAAGCUCCACAACAAGCGAUUGGUCUUCAUAAGCCAGAACUGAGUCUGCUUACGAGGAUGAAGGAGAAAGGUGGUGUGCAAAGCGAUGGCUUCAUGAUGAAUCUGCUUGAACACCAAGUUACAAGAGUAGAGGCUUGCGCAACCACUUUGCAACUUCGCCAUAUGCUACAGCCUCUCAAGCAGGGCGUUGCACUCGUCGACCAGGCCAGGCCUAUUGCCGAAGUCUUGAAAGAGAUAUCUACAGCUCUUACAGAGGCCAGAGCAGCCCAGGCCGGGUUUGAGACACCUGAUACCGCUGACGGGACAGAGUCGGAGUAA
Messenger RNA from Exophiala viscosa, 6087 nucleotides. RefSeq names its product adenylate cyclase. The coding region runs from base 1 to 6087 and encodes 2028 amino acids. Gene Ontology annotation, biological process: intracellular signal transduction; cAMP biosynthetic process. Gene Ontology annotation, molecular function: adenylate cyclase activity; protein binding; magnesium ion binding. The transcript is spliced from 2 exons. Lineage: Eukaryota; Fungi; Ascomycota; Eurotiomycetes; Chaetothyriales; Herpotrichiellaceae. The record is from RefSeq and is a predicted model, not a curated record.